AUGUAAACAAACGCGGCUGAGUCGUUUAAAGGGAUAACUUACUUCCACAUUGUAACAUUUCCACGAAGAGCUGUCGAAUUCGUUAGUGGUUUUGGAGUAUAAGUGAACACGAUACUUUCAGAAUUAUUUGCAUAUUUCGCUAGUAACUUUAAAGCUUAAUAUGGCUUCAAUCGUAGAUAUUGACGAAUGUUACAAUGUGGCUGUUAAGCUUGCUCUAGAAGCUGGGGAGAUUAUUAGAAAUGCUAUUUACAAAACAAAAAAGGUGGAAACAAAAAUCAGUAAUGUGGAUUUAGUUACUGAGACUGAUAAACUUGUAGAAGAAGUUUUGAAAAAGGGCUUUAAAGCCCAUUUUCCUGACCACAGUUUUAUAGGUGAGGAAACCACUGGCUGUGAUUUUACAGAUGCUCCUACAUGGAUAAUUGAUCCUGUUGAUGGAACAAUGAAUUUUGUUCAUGGUUUCCCAUACACAGCAGUAUCAAUUGGUUUUACUGUAAAAAAAAAUGUAGUUUUGGGAGUUAUUUAUAAUCCAGUCCUUGAUAAAAUAUAUUCUGCUAUCAAAGGAAAAGGCUCAUUUUGUAAUGGAAAAAAGCUUCAUGUUUCUGGGACCACUGAAUUAUCAAGUACACUAUUAAUCAAUGAACUUGGUGGUUGUAGAGAUCCUGAAGUUAUGCAGCAAAUUUUCACAAACUUUACAAAUAUGGCUUUAAAAGUUCAUGGAAUAAGAAUGAUGGGAUCUGCUGCAUUGAAUAUGUGUGCUGUAGCUAGCGGUCAUGCAGAUGCUUAUUAUGAGUACUCUCUUCACUGCUGGGAUAUGGCUGCAGGAAAAAUUAUUGUAGAAGAAGCAGGUGGUGUUGUAAUUGAUCCAGAAGGUGGACCAUUAGAUCUGAUGUCUCGAAGAUUAAUAUGUGCUUCUUCUGAAGAGCUGGCCAAGACAUUAUCAAAAGAGUUAAAGCAUAUACAGUUUCCUCGGGACCAGUGAUUUUGUACUUGCUGUUUAAAUUCUUUAUAUGCUUGUGAAUUUUUAGUAAUAAAAUCUUAUAAAAGUGAUAUUUUUUAACUACAAAUGCAAAUCCCGGUUCAUGGGUAUCGUUAAUUAAUUUCGGUUCAAUAAUUAUCAUCCUGUGGCAUAAGUUUCCUCGUUGAGUUUGAAUUUAAGGAUUUAAUCUUCUUUUUAAAUAAAAUAAAUAAAUAUUUCUCUUGUGUACUUUGAUACGAAUUAUUUUCCUACUUUUCUGUUUAAAGGCAUUUUUAACUUAACCUUUAACUUCUGUUUAAAGGCAUUUAUAACUUAAAAAUGUUUUAAUUUAGUGUUUUCUAGAGAUUUUGUUAUCUGUUAAGUUUUUAAAAUUGUUUAACAAAUUGAUUACUGCAAUUUCUAUGUAAUUCUUGUGAUAAGUACUAUGUAUAUUUAUUGUAUGAGAUAACUUCAAUGUAAGAAUGUUUAGUGAUAUAUUGACGAUUAAAUAUGUUCAUUAAUAGAUACUACUUGAUAUUCAUUACUGAAUACUUCUUGCAGAAUUAAAAAUUUAUUUAAAUAAAUGUAUAGAAUAUAUUGAUUACUUAAUAGUGAAUUAUAAAUUUUAUAGUAAAUUAUGAGUUUAAGAAGAAAGUUAAAAAUUUUGAAUCUGUAUUAUUAGGAUGUGUUGCCUUUAAUAAUAUUAAGAAUUGAAUAUGGAGCUAUUUCUCUUGAAAAGCUGUAUAAAGAAAUUUAGCACUAUUUUAGUUGCUGUUUGAUAUUAUGCAAUAUGUACAAUAAAUGAAUCUCAUUCAUUUCAUAAAAAAUUCUUAAUGAAGAAGUGUAUGAAAAUGAAUUAUUUACUAUAAAAGAAAUAUAGUGUUGUGACUUAUCCGACUUGUCGGGCAGUAGCAUCAAACCAAAUAUAAGAAUUUUAUUCUGGCGCGGAGCUCGGAAUGCAUCUGCUAUUGGAAAUCAUAUAGGUGGCAGUAUGACUUUAUUUCAUUUACAGAAAUUUUAUAAAGAAUAUUCUAUAAAUAUAGCUACAGGUUUUAUUUCCUUAAAUAUACAUCUUCGUCAAAUGCAAUCUAUGGCGUAACUAGAGCUUUUGCCGCCCCUUUUAAUAUGCAAACAAAUAACUAAAAAAAAUGUGAAAAUGACAUAUAGAGAAAUAAUUUAAACUCUAUAUUUAUUUUUGAAGAAAAAUUUUAGUUCCAACAUUGUACAACUGUAUUAGUUUGAAUUUUUUGUUUUUAUUUUUUCCCCCCUCAAAACCUUCAAUGGCACUGUAGAAGUCUAAUUGAUUGCUCCAACUGUUGUAGUGAAAGAUUUCUUAAAUGCAAAAUAAAUAGUUCUAAAAUA
Messenger RNA from Stegodyphus dumicola, 2317 nucleotides. RefSeq names its product inositol monophosphatase 1. Gene Ontology annotation, biological process: signal transduction; phosphatidylinositol phosphate biosynthetic process; inositol metabolic process. Gene Ontology annotation, molecular function: inositol monophosphate 1-phosphatase activity. The record is from RefSeq and is a predicted model, not a curated record. NCBI's taxonomy places the organism in Eukaryota, Metazoa, Arthropoda, Arachnida, Araneae, Eresidae.